This is a messenger RNA of Chanos chanos (milkfish), 2748 nucleotides long. It is a transcript of the gene gtf3c3, whose product is annotated as general transcription factor IIIC, polypeptide 3. Gene Ontology annotation, molecular function: protein binding. The record is from RefSeq and is a predicted model, not a curated record. The transcript is spliced from 18 exons. The coding region runs from base 1 to 2742 and encodes 913 amino acids. Gene Ontology annotation, cellular component: transcription factor TFIIIC complex. Gene Ontology annotation, biological process: transcription by RNA polymerase III. Lineage: Eukaryota; Metazoa; Chordata; Actinopteri; Gonorynchiformes; Chanidae.
AUGUCGGAAUCCACUCCCGAACUCAUUGACUACUUGGAGGGCAAGAUUUCAUUCGAGGAGUUUGAAAGACAAAGAGAAGAAAGAAAAGCAAAGGAAAAGGAGUCUGGCAAAACCGGCUCAGACGAGGAUGAAGCGGCGGAGCAAGACGAUGCUGUACCAAGCACCUCGGGUGUCAGUCCGAGGACAACCCACAGACGCCAGACAGGUCUUUGUGAAGAAGGAGUGAGCCCCUCUUUGCAGAAGGCAUUUGCCUCUAUGCUUGGGGAGGCCCUGGAGGAUUACAUGGAUGAAGAUGAUGACAAGGAUGAAGAUCAGUGGAGAGAAUAUGGAGAGGAAGAUGAUGAUGAGGAGGAGGAGGAGGAGGAGGAAGGAGGAAAUGAGGGUGUGUCGGCCGGGGACGUAUUCGCACUGGAGAUGGAACUGAACCGAGAAAACAAAAAGAUGAUGAGGGAGAGACGGCCACGCAGCAAGCUACCCCGUGCUCUCAGGGGACUGAUGGGAGAGGCCAACAUCCGCUACGCUCGUGGAGACAAAGAGGAGGCCAUCCUAAUGUGUAUGGAGAUCAUCAGACAGGCUCCACUGGCGUACGAGCCUUUCUCCACCCUGGCAAUGAUCUAUGAGGACCAGGGAGACAUGGAGAAGGCGCUCCAGUUCGGCCUGAUCGCUGCCCACCUCAACCCCAGUGACUGUGAGGAGUGGGUCAAACUGGCCGACAUGUCUCUGGAACAGGACAACAUCAAACAAGCCAUCCUCUGUUACAGCAAAGCCAUUAAGUAUGAACCCACUAAUGUGCGUUACCUGUGGGAGAGGUCCAGUCUUUAUGAGCAGGUGGGGGAACAUAAACAGGCCAUGGAUGGUUACCGGCGCAUUCUCAGCCUGCUCCCCCCACACGACGGACAACAGUUCAUGCAGCUCUCCAGAGACAUGGCCAAGAGUUACUAUGAGAGCAGUGAGCUGUCCUCUGCAAUAGGGGUCAUGGAGGAGGCCCUGAACCGCCACCCAGAGCUGGUGACACACGAGUGUGUUAACAUGGCAGCCGAACUGUACAUCGCUAACCACCAACACGGCAAGGCCCUGGAGGCUCUGGUGAAGUUUUGUGACAUCACACUGAAGAGAAAGGAGUCUAAAGUGGAAACAAAGGAGGAGUCUGCUGAGAAAACAGGUGACGGAGAGGAAAAGAAAGACAAAAAGAAUGAAGAGACAGAAGAACAAAAGGGGGAGAUUGUGGAGGUGGGGGUGCCUGAUGGAGUACCAGUGGAUAUUCGUGUGAAGCUGAUGGUCUGUCUGAUCCACCAGCACAUCUACAAACCCCUUGAUCCCAUGUUGACAGCACUAAUGGAGCAGAGCCCAGAGGAGUUGGGGGACCUGUAUCUGGAUGUGGCUGAGGCGUUUUUGGAUGAGGGAGAGUAUAACUCAGCACUGCCUCUACUCUCUGCUCUCGUCUGCUCCGAGAGAUACAACCUAGCCGUGGUGUGGCUCCGCCACGCGGAGUGUCUGAAGGCUCUGGGACAUUUAGAAGUGGCAGUGACCAGCUACAGUAAGGUGGUGGAGAUGGCUCCUCUCCAUCUGGACGCUCGCCUGGCCCUGUCCACCCUGCAGCAGCAGCUGGGGCGGCCUGAGAAGGCCCUGGAGGCUCUGGAGCCCAUGCAUGACGCUGAUACACUCACACAGGACUCUGCCGCCGCCCAGCAGGAACUGAAGCUGCUGUUACAUCGUUCGACUCUCCUGCGUGCCCAGGGGCGGCUGGACGACUACCUGGACAGUCUCUUAACUAUGCUCUCCAUGCUUCUCAAGGUGGCCAUGAACAGAGCACAGGUGUGUCUGAUCUCUAACUCAUCUACCAAGCACCUGAGUCUCCUCAAAGUGUCCCGGGAACAGCUGUCUGACAUCGCUGACCAGGAGGCUGCUUACCUGGACGUCACAGGUAAGACAAGUGUGCUGACUCGUGAGGACUGGUGGCAGAUCUUGUUGUGCUGUAUCCGUGUUCUGUGUGAGAUGAGUCGGUAUGGUGAGGCAGAGCUGCUGGUCGACUCCUCUCUGGAAUUCUACUCUUUCUAUGACGACCGGGUCAAGAGGAAAGAGCUGGAGUACUUUGGGCUGUCCGCCGCCUUCCUUGAUAAGAAUUUCCGUAAAGCCUACGACUACAUCAGGUUGAUGCUGAUGGACAACGUGGAGUGUAACCAGCUGUGGAACGUGUUUAAUCAGGUGACGUUACACUCUCAGGACGUACGACAUCAUCGCUUCUGCCUGCGUCUCAUGCUCAAGAACCCUGAGAACCACGCCCUCGGUCUCCUCAACGGACACGCCUCCCUGGUGUCGGGAAGCUUCAAACACGCCUUGGGUCAGUACAUUCAGGCAUUCAGGACUCAUCCUAAUGAUCCUCUCCAUAGUCUGUGUGUGGGUCUCACCUUCUUCCACAUGGCCUCACAGAAGUUUGUUGUCAAACGCCACCCACUGGUGCUGCAGGGUUUCUCCUUCCUGUGGAGGUAUGUGGAACUGAGGGGAGAGUGCCAGGAGAGUAUGUAUAAUUUGGGCAGAGCUCUACAGCAGCUGGGCCUGAGUCAUUUAGCCAUUCACUACUACAAGAAAGCCCUGGACUUCUCCCCUCCGUCACUGGAGGGGAUUGAUGGAGACCAGGUAGACCUGCGCAGAGAGAUCGCCUACAACCUGGCCCUCAUCUACCAGUCCAGUGGAAACAAAGAGAUGGCACGCAGUCUCAUCUAUACUUACUGCACCGUCUGACUGUGU